Molecule: messenger RNA, 663 nt
Organism: Botrytis fragariae
Lineage: Eukaryota; Fungi; Ascomycota; Leotiomycetes; Helotiales; Sclerotiniaceae
Exons: 1
Coding region: 1-663 (220 amino acids)
Source: RefSeq, a predicted model, not a curated record
AUGUCUUCGUUUCCUUUGCAGCCAUCCGUUCCUUUCAAUCCAGAUAUAGAUAUCUUCAAUUUUAACAACCUCAAGUUCAAUGAAGACCUGCAGUGGGACCACCAAGCAGAAUCUCUCCUUCUUUGCGAAAAUGUGCCACUGCCUGCGGAUUGGAAGCCUUGGCGUCGCGCGGAUGAGGUGAUGAGAGGCUGGUUGAUUCAUCCUUGGGUUGUCAAGAGAGUUCAAAUCACACCAAAAUCAAGAUUUUGGCGGUGUCUAAACCACGACUUUUCUGAAAACCCAAUCCUUCAAUCGCAACCUGUAAUUUUUACAAACUUCAUCUUCCAAGAUCUUGAUGAAUUUAUUCUUCAAGAUGCCGACUGUAUACUCUACCACAGGUUUGACUUGCCAAUUAAUCGAGAUAAUUGGAGUUAUAUUAUGACGAUAUUCAGAGUUGAAGCUUCCCAUAAUGAAUUUGCGGCCAUGAGAGCAGGCUCCAAAUUCAAAAUACCAAAGGUCACGAUUCUGCCUAGUGCCAAGAUUUCAACAAGAUGCAAGCGUUGUAUUGAGAGACAGAUGUUCCCCCGGAAGCAUUUUGAAGACAGAAAACGUUUGAAGUAUUGGAAUAAACAGUAUCAGCUCAGAAUGAUUGAGAGAUCCAAAAUCGACGGUUUCCGCUGGUGA